This is a messenger RNA of Rhincodon typus (whale shark), 784 nucleotides long. It is a transcript of the gene rbm8a, whose product is annotated as RNA binding motif protein 8A. Gene Ontology annotation, biological process: RNA splicing. Gene Ontology annotation, molecular function: mRNA binding. Gene Ontology annotation, cellular component: nucleus; cytoplasm; exon-exon junction complex. The coding region runs from base 1 to 576 and encodes 191 amino acids. Lineage: Eukaryota; Metazoa; Chordata; Chondrichthyes; Orectolobiformes; Rhincodontidae. The record is from RefSeq and is a predicted model, not a curated record. The transcript has 6 exons.
AUGGGAGAUGCAGCCAAUGGAGGGGUUGGCGGGGGGGUGCACAAGGUGUUCUGCAUCUCUGUCAGAGGCGAAGUGGGACAGAUCGAGGGUUGUCAGGCAAAGCAGCUGGGCUUCAGGAAAAGUAUUCAUAAGCUGAAGGAAAAGGCCAAGAAGCGAAAGGGACGAGGCUUUGGCUCUGAGGAAGGUGCUCGUUCUCGACUUCGUGAAGACUAUGAUUCAGUGGAGCAGGACGGUGACGAACCAGGACCACAGCGCUCUGUGGAAGGGUGGAUUCUCUUUGUGACGGGGGUCCACGAAGAGGCCACAGAGGAAGAUAUUCACGACAAAUUCGCAGAAUACGGCGAAAUCAAGAACCUGCACCUCAAUCUGGAUCGCCGCACCGGCUACCUUAAGGGCUAUGCUUUGGUGGAGUACGAGACCUACAAGGAGGCCCAGGCAGCGAUGGAGGGACUGAAUGGCUCGGAGUUGGCGGGCCAGCCCAUCAGCGUGGACUGGGGCUUUGUCCGAGGACCACCCAAGAGCAAGAGGCGGAGUGGGCGCAGGAGGAGCCGGAGUCCAGAUCGGAAGCGACAUUAACAGCGACAUUGACAGGAGCCAAUGGAAUAGCGGGUGGGUGGGCGGGAGGGGAGAGGGCGUGGGGUGUUCUUUGCCAGAUGUUUGUGUGUGUGCACUUUUGUCUCUGUGUCGACUUGAUCCUGAGCUAUCUUUUUAUUGGGGUGGGGGGGACAUUUCAGCAAUGCGUGGUUUGGUGUUUAUCAAAAAAAUAAAAAAAGUUUUCAAUUCA